Anguilla anguilla (European eel) is the source of this 2130-nucleotide messenger RNA. It is a transcript of the gene hoxc1a, whose product is annotated as homeobox C1a. Gene Ontology annotation, molecular function: RNA polymerase II cis-regulatory region sequence-specific DNA binding; DNA-binding transcription factor activity, RNA polymerase II-specific. Gene Ontology annotation, cellular component: nucleus. NCBI's taxonomy places the organism in Eukaryota, Metazoa, Chordata, Actinopteri, Anguilliformes, Anguillidae. The coding region runs from base 1 to 1101 and encodes 366 amino acids. Gene Ontology annotation, biological process: regulation of transcription by RNA polymerase II. The transcript is spliced from 2 exons. The record is from RefSeq and is a predicted model, not a curated record.
AUGAAUUCCUACCAAGAGUUAAUUUGUAACGGAGAGAGCAGCGCACAGUACUCAGGGGGUUACCUUCCAGCGGAGGCCAGGCUGCCACACUUGGAGAAGAGAACAACUUUAAAAUUUAGCUGUGGGAGCGAAGAAGGGCGCUAUGCACUUGGCACGGAGUUUCCCCUGCGGCACCGCGUCUCUCCAUUCCCUAGUACCGCCCCAGCUCCUCCGCAGCAAUAUGGCUUUGCGAACGCUAACGACGCAUUCCAUACAGGGAGCCUACACAUAGCCUUCGGGGCUACAUCCGCCUACGCGCAAAAUCAGGGUUACCCUUCCACUGCGACUUGCAGUCACCUCUCUCACCCCGCAACCUCUUACCCUAACGCUCCGGAGCUGGACUUCAGUAGACCCGGAUACCAACCCAAAAAGGAGAUUCUAGCGAACUUAACCGGGCAUCACUCCGGAUUCGGGUCACUUAAAAGGCAGUCUCAGUUACACACUCAGGAAAUAACAAAGAUUCACCUGACAGUCACGGACAGUCCCAGUAACUCCAACGACGUCAUUCAGCAACCUCAACCUGACAACAGUUACCUUAACAAAACUUUCCAGUGGAUGAAAGUUAAGCGCAACCAACACAGGGCAGUAAGGUCGUUCCCUGGGGUCAGCGGGGUGAAGUGCUUUGGCCCGGGGCUCGGCGCGAACGGCGACUGCGACGGCGGUGAGAAUUUCACGCAGGAAGGGCGGCACCCCGCCGGCGGCGCCCCGCGGACCAACUUCACCACCAAGCAGCUGACCGAGCUGGAGAAGGAGUUCCACUUCAACAAGUACCUGACGCGAGCCAGGCGGGUGGAGAUCGCCUGCGCCAUGCAGCUCAAUGAGACGCAGGUCAAGAUCUGGUUCCAGAACCGACGGAUGAAGCAGAAGAAGAGGGAGAAGGAGGGCCUGGCGCUGGCGCCCCCGGCCUCGUCGGGGAGCGGGCCGGAGGACUCGCCGUCCGAAAAGUCAGACGCCGGCUCCUCUCCGGCCUCCUCCCCUCCUCUGCCCAAACCCUUGCCUCCGGACACUGACACUAGUGACUCCACACCUUCUAUACAAACUGAGGUCUGUUGUCAUGUCUAAGGUCUGUUGCUGCUAUGCCAUUAUGAUUUUUUAAAAGAUAUUCUGUGUGCCCUGUAUUUAAUCAGCAUUGGCGUUUAGCUUUGACUUGCAUGUAAAUGCAAUUCUGUUUUUUCCUUCACAAACACCAUUUGUUCAGCAGUCACCAAAAAUGACGUACCAAACUGCUGCAGAACAAAUAAUGUGUCCUUCCAUUCAUUUUUUAAUCAAAGUUAAGGGUAAAUAUUGAGUGAAUCUAAACGUGUACCAGCUUAUCAUUAUUAACUCACUGUAUGCUAUGCUAUUAGCAGUUUGCAUGUUGUUCACACUGCAUAAAGGAAGUAAUUGUGUAUAUAUAUUUAAAGGUAGAAAAUUAUCAUUUGAAACAAUCAACAACCACGUUGCGAGCUAAUUUAUAAAAUGAAUAUUACUGUGCACUUUUUAAUGUCAGGGUUAUUCAGUAUUUUCUUCCAUACUAAUGCGGAAACGGUAGACAAGAAAGAAACAAGUUUAAUUACUUGCAUUUUAUAUCAGUGCCUCUUGUUAGACAAUGGAAUAAAAAUGCUAUGCACAAUCUAUCGAUUUACCAACACAACCGUCAGAAAAGAAUGUUUCCUUUUUAAGGUUGAGCCUUUAACGUUUCAUAACUGGAACACAAGCACACGCUCGAUAUUUGGUUAAAUAAAUAAAUAAAUAAACAACACUUUUUAAAAAUUAUAUACUCCAACUCCAUGCUAUAUUUUCUGUAUUUUUUGUCGACAGUAAUAUUUCACGUUUUAAGUGUCAUCAUUGUAUUUAUGCAAGCAAACGAUUAGCUGUUUUUUCUGAUUGUUUUUAUUACAAGAAUAAUCCGCUUUCAACAGUUAUCAACACAUCUUGAUUGUAGUGUCAGUUUAGGUGUGAAAAGCAUUACUUAUAAGACUACAAAAAAACGUGUUGCAAUGUGUUGAUUUAGCUGUGAACAUCUAGUUAGGUACAAGUCGUCAAAUAUUAACUUCAGAUUGCAAAUCAUUUUUAAUCAUAUUGCGUUCAUUUUCGGGUGGGGGUAUGUAG